This is a messenger RNA of Petromyzon marinus (sea lamprey), 6090 nucleotides long. Lineage: Eukaryota; Metazoa; Chordata; Hyperoartia; Petromyzontiformes; Petromyzontidae. The record is from RefSeq and is a predicted model, not a curated record.
ACCAAAGAGUAUGGAUUCCUGCAGUCACGAAAGCUUCAAAUCAAGUAUGAAUCAGCUUGGGUAAUUUGAAGAUAGAUAUAUGCAGCAUUUUGUCAAAUAAGUGAGUCUAUGGGAAAAUUCAACAUUGUAUGUAUACAGAUUGCAAAGCAUUGAUACAUUUUUAGAGGCCAUUGCAUAGUUUGGUGGACUGUGCUGCCUCAUCCACUAAUCUGCAAACCUGGUAUAGCACAUCCAGAUGAUCAUAAUUUUGUCCUUUGUGGAAUUGCCUAUGUGAACGAUGUUCCAAAAAUGGCACUGCAACACAUAGUGCUCUUUGCAAAUAUUUAAGCAUCUAUGUAUGUAUGUAGAACUUCUUUCGCACCAUACGUAUCCAACCAUGCUAAUCGGAGGUGCGGCUGCUGAUUUGUUGAUGGAGCUUAACGACGACUAAAUGCAUUCACCGUUAAUACCUUGACAAAGUGGCACUGAUAAAGCCUUCAAACAUUAUGAAAUGCUACGCCAGGUUCCCCGUAUGUGUAUGUGCAUCAAAAAUAAUGGCGUAAAUUUUGAAAAUAGCCAAAUGUUCUUGCCAUUCCCAUGAAUAUAUAUCUACAGUUGUGUAUCAUGAGCUAUGUACUGUCUACUGCUGAAUUAAGAAUUCCCCACAGUCACCAGUCCUGCAAUGCCACAAAUCAUCUGGCACCAGCGCAUAAGCUGAUCUUUCCUUUGGCUACCACACCUUCACCAGCUUUGUCCAUAUUAUAUCAUUUUUUCCAGUAAUGCAUCCUGCCCAAGACCACUUUAUUUUCUGAAGAGUCAACAUGAUGUAUUUAAUUUGUGUAUAUUCUCUGAUCCAUGUAUUCCUAUUUAUGUCAUCACAAGCAUACAUCUCUGCAUGUUUUGCAGACUUUCCAGCUGUUUCCAUGUACGUUAUCAGAGUCCAUAUUUUUAAUUCGCUUUAUGUACUAUAAAAAUUAAGAUGAAAGUUUAUACAUAAUUCUUCCACUAGUUUAGCCUUUGUAUGCGUUCUAUAGAAAUGUAUUGAGGCAUACAAACAGGAGACAUUACUUUUGUUGUAUAGUAGAACCACGCAGAGACGGACUUUACUAUAAGGGCUGUUACCGUUUAUUAAACACUUACAUUCAGCACUCAAGCUCACACCAGGGGUAGGUGCUCUCUAUUCUAGGUCCUUACCCUGGACCCCCGAACACUAUGUCGUCCUACCCUCGGCUAUCCCUUGGGCUCUCUCACUCGGGCCGGGGGCUCAUCCAACACUUCCUGGCAACGAGGAGAGAAGAACCCACUCUCUCUCAGCUGAUCCUCACUGAAUACUUGGAGCCGUACUCCCCUUGGCUCUCCCACUCGUCUGCCCUGGACGGGGGUUCAGCCAACACCGUCCGGCGACGAGCGGGAGAGACCUCCUGCAGCUGAUCCUUACUCCGGGCUCCCAAAAUGACCCCGCCCUCGUCACGGGGUCCCCAUUAAGUACCCCUUGGGCGGUUCCUCCCCCUAACUCGGACCCGCCUUUGUUCCCGAAGAUGAGGCAACAUGUGGAGGAGGAUAAAGGCCUCGCCACUGGCCCGCCCUGUGGAAUCCACGGCAGCACUGAGAGCACCACACUCACAAGAGCAAGGGGUGUUGAGCCCACCAGACAAGACAUCGACAGCCUGCCAACUAACACAGCUUUUCGCACCAAAGGAAAAAGGGAGAUGCUACUUGAAAAGACUCUUCGUGACAGAAUAAGCAAGGAGGUGCUGGAGAAGUCAAGUCCAAUUCCUCCACCCAAGCAAUAUUCAACAUCAAAGCAAGCUUUCUUUCAUUACACCUUAAAACCAGAGCCCCCUGUGCCCAAUAAGGCACAUGAUUAUCACACAGAGCAGCCAAUCACCUAUUGGUCCAAUAAUGUUAACAACAUACAGGGAGUAACAGACAUCAAGUCAAGAGAGAAACCCUUUCUCAAGAACACCACUUUUAGCAAACCAAUCAGCGAGCGCCUGGACACACCAUUUUAAUGAAGCAAUUUUAAUAUUUAACCCAUAAAAAGUGGACGCCAGUGAAUUUCAUUUUAUUACAGGAUACAGAAUAAUAUAUACCAAGGAUACAAUAAUUCACAUACCUUUUACCUUUAGACUGCACAUAUUUUAUGCCCGCCAAACAAAAUUGUAAUACUAAAUGUGUGCGAAAUGAAACUGUAAAUCAUAUCAAAUCCAUCGUAUUAAAAUUCCAAGUGUUUUUGUUACAUUUUGUUUUUAUAUUCAUCACGUGUUGCUAAACACAGUAUUGCUACAAAGUUACAUGUUGUUGUGGUGUUCAUGUCAAUAUAAAUUCAAUAAACAUAUCACAUUUAGAAUGUUUCACAUUUUAACAAAAUAGUUUAAAGUGUUAUUUACAAUAUGAACAAUAGAAUGCAUUCCCAUUGGAGUCCAGGCUACAUUUUCAGGGUUAAUUUCAUGAUUUAUCAUGGUAUCUUCCAAACAUCCAUAGUGAAUGUAGGUAUGCAAAUGAUUUGAAAAUAUCCCGUUACAUAUACAAAAGUGCAAUAAAUACAGUACUAAUAAACAGAAACAAUUCCAUCUGCUCUUCAAGGAAGGUUACAAUCAAAAUAAUUCAAGUGAUCAAAUAUAAUAAAAUAUUUACAUCUUGGUUGAAUCAUUUGUUAUGCUUCUGGAUUCUCCUCAAUUUCUCCCAGAAGCCAGUAUGUCCUCAUUUUCCCCUUUCCCUGCAAACAACGACAGUUACGAGGAAGAGAGGGAAAGCGUUCCCAAGUGGUGAAUGUGUAGCAGGCAACACAAUUACAAUAAGCAGUUAUCAUUUACAAACGUAAAUGCAGCACAAUGAGCUCCUCUUAUCUGUAAUGAUAUGGGAGGGACCCUAUAGCAGUUAUACAAAGCUAUGGAUAAAUAAAGAUGCCAUCUCAACCAGGUAACAGCUUGUUAAGACCAGGAGGCUCUAUUUUUUUUUUUAAAAGCUCCUAUCAGAGAUUUAGGAGAUACAAAAAAUAAACAGCCAUUUGUCAAUCCACUGCUGGAUUAAAUCCUACACAUGCUGUCUCAGUCAUGGUGAUUGUUUGACUGAGCAUUACCACGCUGAUUAGUGUAGGUUUUAGUUGAAGUGGAGCCCAGGACCAGUUCAGAUAUUAUUCCCCACCGAUGUUUAUUCUGGCCAGUAAUCAAAUCUAGGUCACUGCGUUUAUAGUACAGUGUGCUAACCACUGCACCACUGCUCCAUCCCAUUUCGUGAAGCUUUUAUGAACGUAUCUAAACAUUGUAUUUUGCAAUUGACAGCCAAACAAUGGUUAGGUUGUCACUAACACCUAUCCGAACAUUAUCAUUUGUAUGCACAUCUGAUGCACAUAUUUAUUUAUUGAGAGCAAAGUGUAAUACUUCACCUGUUAUGAAAUUCAUACAACACAUUUAGUACAAAAUUCCUCUCCAUUUAAUAACAUCUUCACAUUAUUCAUUGUUAUGACAAUGCCUCUCUGUAUUCUUUCUAUUAUCCAUGAAAAAUAGAUCGCAGGAAUAAUUACUCUGCAAAUAAUCGGAUUAUUUGUGGGUCAGUACAAUCUUAGGGAUAAUAGGCAUCAAAGACAUGAUGGAAGCACAAACAUGAGUCUAAAUUUUUAUUGUUUUCAAAACAAAGUCAGGCAGAACACAGCUAUAAAUAGGAAUUUUGCUUAAUGGAUUUUAAAUUGCCUUUGUACAUGUGCAAAUUCAGCCCUUCGGUCAAUUUAUUGCUGUGAUAGAUUAUGAAUCAAGCAAUUCGAAAAUACGUAUUUUAUUUAUUAUAUGUACAUAAGCACAUGAGUAAUAAACAGUCGUUUUCAUUACAAGCUUAUGAAUGGCAUUGGGAUAAUCAAGACUAUAUUAAUUAACCAAUUUGGAGCUAAUUUGGAAUAUAUAUGUAUAAAGCCAUCACAUUACAUUCAUGAGACCCUAUAUUUAAAUACUAUUACUCAUGAAAGAUUGGAAUGUAUGCACAUGUAUGAAUAUUUAAGAAAUUAUUGUUAAAAUAUGCAACAGUAAAUAACAGUAAAAUAUAAUUUCAAAGUGCAGAAUGAAUGCAGUUGCAAAAGAAAAGGCUCUUUGUAUACCUUCAUUUCCACAUCACCACGCAACUCCAGCCUGAAACAGCCAAACUCAUCCAAAACUUCCUUUGUAGUUUGUGAAACGUGAAUUUUUAAAGCUGAAAAAUACAAGAGUGGAGAUUAUUAUUAUUUACAAACGCGAGCAGCAUCCCCCAUCAAUGUUUCAAGUUUAUUUGACUUAACCAGGUGAGAAAUCUAGAGACCAGGACAGCCUCAUUUGCAAGAGUGACCUCGGGCAUUCGUCUUACAGUGGGGGGCAAUGAUUGCUUUGUAUAAUCCAAAUUGAGUAAUUUUGUGGCAAUUAUCAAAUUUGACAAAUAUGAACCUGAUGCCAGCACACAAUGGUCUACUCGUGUGAAUGACGUCAGGGGUCUUUAACGUCCACUGUGAAUUAGCCUGCAUAUUAUGUCUUUUUUCACCCGCAGUAAUAAUCAGGGCAGCCACUUGAUUUCAGCUGUGAACCUCUGCAACAAGCAGUGACACACUACCACUAGCCCAUGUCACCGCCCUUUAUGUGAUGAAUAGGACAGUCAGACAAUUCUUAGGAUGUGCUAAUUACUUGGUUUAAGGACAGCUCACAAUGAUUGGGGACUUCUCUCUGUAGCAGUUCAAUUUCAGAUUGUUAUCAUCAUAUCUACUACUGAUGUAAUUGUGAGGGGAGAGAGCGAGAUAUUAAAAUUGGAGGAUUGGAAAGUCUAUGGCCUGGGAUUGAAAGCAAUUACUGACCUUCAUUAAACUGUCAUUUUUUUCUACAUAGUCCCCGUUGACAUCCAAUGUAAUUGAUCCAUUGACAUCCCAAGGUUUUAAUCUCCACACAGAACAACUCUCUGUCUCACCCCCUCAACCAUGCAUUGACAUUACACGACUUCACUCUCACGAGCAUUGCAGGAGCUACUCCUGACCAAUUAGGUCAGGAGUAGCUCCUUGUCUCACCUGACCAAUUAGGUCAGGAGUAACGACCAAUUAAAAUGCAUCGUGCAAUGUCCCAGCUUGUCUCACCUUUUUUACUGCAUUGCACAAUUUUUAAAGUAUGUAUAAUACUACCCUGUGAUUAUUCCAACAUGCUGCAAAUAGUUUGACUCAAACUGCAUCAUUAAAAGUUGAGUUCAAUGCGUUUACAGCAGAGGCUUACACUCUGAAAAGGCAAUGCCUAACUAUGCCAAACUGGUUCAUUUCUGGUUGACAGAUUACAUUCUAAACGCCCCAUCUUACAGACACCUUGUGUAUCCUCAAAUUGUCAGCUUGUAUGGUAUCAUAUAAAAGGUCAAGAUUCUCAGAAAUCUUUACAAUUGUCAAACAGUUGUUCACAAGGGGAUCAUGAACUGUAUUGACAUUUGAGUUGCUCAAGUUGGAAGAUGCCCAGGCUGUGGAUCGAUCAUCUUAACGAGCCUCUUUCAACACUAAAUUUGUGUACCCCUCUCUUAACCAUAGAACACGAUGGAACAGAUUCACAUAAUGCAUGUCCCAUAUCAGUAAUGGAUUUCAGGCAGGGUCAUGUCCUUUUAAAUAUAUUUUAUGGCUGCUUUCAGCUCAGAAUUCCACAUUUUUCAGUUCUCACAAAAUGUGAUUUCCGAUGUUGUAAUUCUCUCAUAAAUAGUAUAAUUUUAGGUGAACACUCACCCUUUAUUGUAGAAAAUACUUGUAUGUCAGGCCACAGACUUCAAUCACACCUGGUAACUGCCUUGUUGCUUUAUCGUCAUGAAAUUUAAAUAGACCACCCUUUCAACCUCAGGGUCUGUACCUAACACAUGUAUGCCAAAUAGGAGAAGCAAGCUAUAGGACUAUCCACAGUGGAAAUGUGAAAUUCACAUACCUCAGUGGGGAUGAGUAUGGCUACAUCACAUUGGAAUCAUGACCUCUCAACCUGGUGUUUUUAUUUGAUACAGUUUCAGAAAAAUGUGUUACACUUAACUGAAAUCUAUCUUGCUGUGGUCAAUAAGCACACUGUAAACUUUAAUCAGGUCCUUUACACAAACAUUGUUGUAAUUUUAACAUCUUUCAGACAAUAAAGCUGCGCGUAGCAAUCA